GUCAAGUAGUUCAAGGUUUGACUCCAUGUCCGUCCCAGACUGACAGCCAGAAGGCAGCAUCUAGCUAGUUAGUGUUGGCAUCUCCAAGGUAGUGAUGGCUCUCCAGAGGACCCGUUCCCUGCUUCUGCUCUUGCUGCUGACCCUGCUGGGGUUGGGGCUGGUGCAGCCCUCCUAUGGCCAGGAUCGCAUGUAUCAACGAUUCCUGCGGCAGCAUGUGGACCCUGAGGAGACAGGUGGCAAUGACACCUACUGCAACUUGAUGAUGCAAAGACGGAAGAUGGUGCGUCAGUGCAAGCGCUUCAACACCUUCAUCCACGAAGACAUCUGGAACAUUCGUAGUAUCUGCAGUACCACCAAUAUCCAGUGCAAGAAUGGCAAGAUGAACUGCCAUGAGGGUGUAGUGAAGGUCACAGACUGCAGGGAGACAGGAAGUUCCAGGGCCCCCAACUGCAGAUACCGGGCAUCGGCGAGCACUAGGCAUGUGGUCAUCGCCUGUGAGGGUGACCCGCAGUUGCCUGUGCACUUGGACAGAUAGACGCCAGCUUGCGGGGCUUAUGGCCGGUGGUAGGCCUUUAACUUACUCCUUGAAUAGCAGUAAGUAAUACAUUUGAGCUGCCCCAGCCUCUAUCUCCUCUAUUUCUGACUCUUUUUCUCUUUAUAACCCAUUCUGUUAAGCACAUUGUAUCAAAGAGAAAUGGAGACAUAAACUUAUAA
Messenger RNA from Callorhinus ursinus (northern fur seal), 714 nucleotides. Lineage: Eukaryota; Metazoa; Chordata; Mammalia; Carnivora; Otariidae. The record is from RefSeq and is a predicted model, not a curated record.